UUCAAAAAUAGAUUCACAUUUUAGGAUAAGUCUUGUUUUUCUUUCAAAAGAGGAAAGAAAAGAAAAAUUAAAAAAAUAAUAUUUUUCUUCUAAUUUGGGUUAAUAAAUAAGCUAGUAUUUUUUCUUAGUUACAUUUUGUUUUUGGACUAGCUCUUUAGCUAUUCUGCAUUCUUAUUAGUCUAAACAUAGUUAGUUAGUAUUCUUUUUUUAUCUUUAUAUUUUAAACAUAAAAAAAGGACCAAAAAGAAAAAAAAAAAAGUAAAUCAAAACCUAACCUAAAAAAUAAACUCACCAGCACUUACGUUACCCUACUCCUAUCCACCAAAAAAAUAAUUCCAAAAAAACUAAUCCCCUUAACCCCCUCUCCCUAAUAACUCUCAGCAAUACUUAUCUUCCAUUCUCCCACUCUUACACGAUUGCUCACCAAUACACAUGCACACAACCAUCUACACAUACACACACCUAUAUAAACGCAUAUACACGCACAGAAACGAUACAUACAAAAAAAAAAAAAAAAAAGAACAACAGAGAGUAAAAAAAAAAAAACACAUCAGAAGCAGUAGAGAAUUUAUUUUUAGAGAAAACAGUAAAAAUAGAGCAAAACAGUGAGCAAAAAAAUACCGAGAGAUAAAGAAUACCAGUAUUCGAAAAGGUUUUUCUUUGAAAAUUAAGUUGGAGUUCGAGGUUUUCCGUUUCGCGGUUUCGAGUUCGCGGACUUGAAGUUAGUCGUUAUUAACUGGGAAAUCGGUAGAAUAUUGUAGCUUCAUAUUAUUAUUUUUCAGCGAGGUAUUUACGCAAAGGCCAAAAUGAUACCGAAGAGAUGUGAUAAGAGGCCAAGAGAUGAAGCAGUUGAAGAAGUCAAUGAACCCCCAGAGUUUAUGAUUGCAAACAAAACCCCACCGCUACUCUUGGCUUGGUGGAACGACAUGGGUCAUUAUCUACAGACCUCGAUAUUUAAACAUCUGGCAUUCCUCACAGAUAUUAUGAGAAUCAGCCCUGACAGGGACCUAAUUGCGGCUUUAAUUCCGUUCUGGGACUCUGCAAACAACGUCUUCCGCUUUAGAGAUUUUGAGUUGACUCCUACACUGGAAGAACUAGGUGGUUUCACGGGGUUAGGAAAGAACCUUCGUAACAAAACGCCUCUAGCUCCAAGAAAUGUUAGUGGAAAUAAUGUUUUGGAGCAAAUACACCUUAACCACCCUCGUAUGUUAUGUUUGGACAAUGGAUGGGUUACUUUGGAGUUCUUAUAUGCGAGAUAUGGAAACAAACAAGGAUUUCUACAAUAUGGAAAGCAACUAAAAAAUGGGAAUCACUACUUUACAUGGGAAAAGCAUAGGCAAGAAGAAUUCAUGGUAGCAUUCCUGGGAACCAUGGUUUUUCCUAGACGAGACAGAAAAAUCGACAUUCGUUUGUCUGGGAUAGUCACAGCUAUGAUGAAGAGAGAAGAUUCCACCAUCUUACCAAUGAUCCUAGCUGAUAUAUAUCAUGCUUUGACUGAAUGCAGAGAGGGUGAAAAAUAUUUUGAAGGUUGUAACACUUUAUUACAAGUGUGGUUUCUAGAGCACUUAUACCGCCAUCAUUACCAGUCAAAAUUCAAAUCGGAUUGGAAGAGCAAUAUCUUAGAUCAUCUAGAUAGGGUGGAGGAAUUAAGGAAAAAUUUGCCAGAAGGCGUCAAGGCUUGGGCAGAGUAUCUUCGUGAGUUGACAGCUUCUCAGAUUACUUGGAAUUAUCAUUGGUUUCCUUCGGCUGAGGUGAUCUGCAUGUCUUUUUAUCGGCCCUUUUUUGUUCUAAUGGGCCUCAGAGGGUUUCAGCCGUAUGCUCCACUUCGAGUUUUACGCCAGCUAGGUCGGAGGCAAAUCGUACCUAUUGUUGAGAACAUGCAGAAUUUUGUAUGGGAGGUAAAAUCAGAAGAUCGGCGUCGAGAAUUAGAAGCUAAAAGAAUUUGGGGCGGCCAUCGGGUCCUAGGUUUGAGUACAAUGAUAGAGGAUCGUGAUCAAGGAGAGGUAGAUCUCUUGUACUUUCACUGGUUUCAUGAUCAAGCUCCCCUCAAGGUUAGGCCUGAAGGGUCUGUAAAAGAAGCAAGAGACAAGGAGGCAGAGGUUGAGGUCAGAAUCAAGCAAGCUCGAUUUGAAGUUGAAGAGAACUAUCAGUCCACUCUACAUGCUAUCGAUAAAGAACUAAAAACUGCUAGAGAGGAUUUGGCCCAGAUGGAGGUAGAGAUGGGUGCUAGAGCUAGAGCAGCCCAAAAAACGGCUGAGAGGAAACAUCGCUCUACAAUUCAGACCUUAUACGAGGAUUUGGGCAUUGUUAGAGAAGUCGUUGAUGUGUUACAGAGGGAACUCGAUAAGAAGGGAGACUUCUUUGAUGCGGAGAAAGCGCGUUUUGAAGACGAGAAAGCUCAAUUCUUGGCCCUGCAAACUCGACAACAAGCUGAAUUCGAUAAAGAGAGAGUUCAGUUUGAUGUAGAAAGGAACCAAUUAAUGAAUGACCGAGAAAGGAUUCGAAACCAGCUUGAAUUGGCAUUGCACCGUGAGGUAGGUAUAAGAGAGAUAGCCAAUACUCGCCAGCAGCAAGUCCAAGACCCGGAGCGGAAUUAUCGAGAUGUUAGAGAACAUGUCCACAAUUUAGCUGUUCAUGUUGCUCAAAGUUGUCUGGACUGUCAGGGGAUGGGUUAUGAGCAAUUUGCUAGAGAGGUGCCUACCUUCGCACGCCACUUCACAGCAGAACUGAAGCAGAUAUAUCGCAUGUUAGGGGGUCAGCCUGGGCCAGAAGCACCAUGAGCAGAUAUGCAUUAGUUCACAUACAAUAUUGAGGAUUUCGCAAGAUUGAAGUUUAGUUAUAAUUAUUAGGAGUUCUAGUUCAGUAGUUGUAUUUUGAGACUGACUCUUUUCGAGUCUUUAUUUUUAGUUUGUUUUGGAUAUUCUAGUCCCGAUUUAGUCUUUUCAGUCUAUGGUGCCUUUCUUUUUGGUUAUUUUCCUUUACGUCUUUGUAUUGAAAAAUACUAAUUUGAAAGUCAAUAAAAAUAUUUUUAGUUGAUUCAAAAAAUCCAAAUUUGUUCUUUUUCAUGAACUACGUAAUGAUCUGAUUCAUGUUUAACAUGAUACGUAGGCAUCCCUUAAUGGGUUCGAUCAAAAUAAUU
This is a messenger RNA of Lycium barbarum (goji berry), 3139 nucleotides long. RefSeq lists its product as uncharacterized. The coding region runs from base 807 to 2780 and encodes 657 amino acids. NCBI's taxonomy places the organism in Eukaryota, Viridiplantae, Streptophyta, Magnoliopsida, Solanales, Solanaceae. The transcript is spliced from 2 exons. The record is from RefSeq and is a predicted model, not a curated record.